GCUUCUGGAUUUGGCCCCUAACCCAUUUCUAUUUCUCCCCAAACAAUUUCAUUUAUUGUUCUCUUCAAACAAACGAUUUACAGAAAAUAUGAAAACCAAUUGAUCCAGAAAAAGAAAGGAAAAGAAAGGAAAUUUGUUGGGUGACUGAAGAGCGAAGACCAUGGAGGCCUGAAAUCCGAACUCCAAAGGCCAUCAGAGCCAAGCGUGAUUUUCAAGCUACGUUUCACUCAAAAAGACCAUCUUUUUUCAACUUUUUUCUGUUUUGGGUCCCCAGUUUAUAAAUCAAAAACCUUCCUAAAGUACCUUAAAUCUUCCUAAAAAAUGGCGGACGCAGCACCACCAAGUAAAUCAAGAGACCUAGACAAGCUCCUUCUCCGACCAGGAAACCUCGUUGGCCCGAGCUUCGAGCCUGGCGUUCAAUUAAGGGAUGAUUUACAAGAAUAUGCGAAAGUUUUGGUGGUGGGAGCAGGAGGAUUGGGAUGUGAGCUACUUAAGGAUUUGGCUCUCUCUGGUUUUAAAAAUCUUGAGGUCAUUGAUAUGGACCGGAUUGAAGUCACCAAUCUCAACCGUCAAUUUCUCUUCAGGCUGGAAGAUGUUGGUAAGCCAAAGGCUGAAGUGGCAGCAAAGCGUGUCAUGGAAAGAGUUAGUGGUGUGAAUAUUGUGCCUCAUUUUUGCCGAAUUGAGGACAAGGACAUUGAAUUUUAUAGUGACUUCAACAUUAUUGCCCUUGGUCUUGAUUCCAUUGAGGCUCGGAGCUACAUUAAUGCUGUGGCUUGUAGUUUCCUCGAGUAUGAUUCUGACGACAACCCACGAGAAGAAACAAUGAAGCCUAUGGUAGAUGGUGGGACCGAAGGUUUCAAGGGCCAUGCUAGGGUGAUUGUGCCAGGGGUCACACCUUGCUUUGAGUGUACAAUCUGGCUUUUUCCUCCUCAAGUGAAGUUUCCUUUAUGUACUUUAGCAGAAACACCCAGAAAUGCAGCUCAUUGUAUUGAAUAUGCUCACCUAAUUAAAUGGGAUGAGGGUCACAGUGGAAAGGCUUUUGAUCCAGAUAACCCAGAUCACAUGAAGUGGGUCUAUGAUGAGGCUGUCAAGAGAGCAGAGCUUUUUGGGAUUCCAGGAGUUACUUAUUCUCUUACUCAGGGUGUUGUGAAAAACAUCAUACCAGCUAUUGCUUCCACCAAUGCAAUUAUUUCUGCUGCAUGCGCUUUGGAAACCUUGAAGAUUGCAUCAGGAUGCAGUAAAACUCUAUCAAACUAUCUUACGUAUAAUGGUGUUGAAGGUCUUCACACGAAAGUGACUGAAUUUGUGAAGGACAAGGACUGUCUUGUUUGUGGUCCGGGUGUUCUUGUUGAGCUGGAUGCUACAGUUACACUACAAAAGUUUAUUGAUAUGCUAGAGGAGCAUCCUAAGCUGCUCAUGUCAAAAGCGUCAAUCACAUAUCGAGGGAAGAAUCUAUACAUGCAGGCCCCUCCUGUUCUGGAAGAGAUGACCCGAUCAAAUCUAAGUUUACCGCUAUAUGACCUCAUGGAUAAAGUCCCAAAAGACAUCCUCCAUGCGACUGGUACAAUCAACAAGGACAACAAAAAAUCUUCUGGUUUAAGAAAAUUGCGUGUCAAUUUCAAGGGGAUCGAUGGGGUUACAGAUAUGGAUAUGGCUGGUGGUGCAUGAUCAUACUAAUAGAAAUGAUCAUUUUACAGUAUAAUCUUCUUGUCAAUUGUUUCAAUCCCAUUUUUCAGUCUUUGGAGAAGAAAAUGUGUUUAGGUCCCAGUUACUGUUACAUUUUGUUUGAACUUCCAAGAUGCCAGUUGCUUCCAAAUGGUAUAUUUAGCUUGAAGGUUCAAGUCUUCAUCA
Messenger RNA from Theobroma umbraticum, 1851 nucleotides. It is a transcript of the gene ECR1, whose product is annotated as E1 C-terminal related 1. NCBI's taxonomy places the organism in Eukaryota, Viridiplantae, Streptophyta, Magnoliopsida, Malvales, Malvaceae. Gene Ontology annotation, cellular component: nucleus; cytoplasm. Gene Ontology annotation, molecular function: NEDD8 activating enzyme activity. Gene Ontology annotation, biological process: protein neddylation. The record is from RefSeq and is a predicted model, not a curated record.